AUUUGCUGCUGGAGUGAGCAUCAAAGCACUUAUGACUAACGACACAUAUACUUAGGCCUACUUGCAGUGAAGUUAACGUCAUCACAUGGGUGUCAUGGGACCAUGGUUGUGUAAUAUUACACAGACGUAAAUAUUACAUAUCAGUGCAUAAACGUCAGUUGACGGAGCAGACAUGUCGGUAGAGACGGUGGGGAACUUUGUGGAGUGCCCGCUGUGCAGGGCGAGCCACACCCCAACGAAGGGAGAGCUGAAGGAUGGAGUCUACGCGUCUACUUGUCAAAACUGUGGCCACUUCUUCAAGUUCAAGGUCACAGGCAUUCUCAAAUCAUCUGUCACCUUCACCAUCAACGGGAUUUCCUUCACAGUUGGCAACCAGUAUGCCGCGGCCCUCUCCCUGAAUGAGUUCAUGAGGUCCCAGGGUGUGUCCUAUGGCACCAAGGCCAUGUGUAUAGAGGGAGGGUGUGGCGUGUGCCUCGUCACUACCACACUGUAUGAUCCAAUCACAAAGGCCGUGCAGACAUACACAGUCAACUCGUGUCUGGUUCCCCUGUACACGUGUGACGGCAUGCAAGUGACAACUAUCGAGGGUCUGGGCAACCCCAGGGAUGGCCUACACCCGAUACAAGACCGUCUGGCACAGUACAAUGGGUCUCAGUGUGGCUUCUGUAGCCCCGCCCAGGUCAUGAAUAUGUAUGGCCUACUGAAAAGAACACCCAAAGCCUACCAUGCAACAAAGUGUAACUUGGCAGCAGCUCUACGCCCUCCUCGGCCAAACACCAGGCGAGACAACUACAGACUCGUGUUUGGGAAUUCAGGAUUCGGUGUCUACAAAGAAAUCGGUCCAUGGAUGUACAAUGUCCUCAUUGAUCUGCGUGGCAUCCAGGAGUUCUAUGACAUUUCUAUUGACUCCUCCAAAGUGAUGUUUGGACCUAGCAUCACUCUGACCAACAUGAUGGAAGUCUUUGAGAAAAACAGCACCAACCCUGCUUUGUCGUACUUCCGGGACUUCGCCAGCCACGUGGCCUACAUUGGUAACAUCGGGCUGAGAAAUCUGGGCAGCUGGGCCGGGAACCUGAUGUUGAAGAACCUCCACACUGAGUUCCCGUCUGAUGUUUUCACCAUGUUAGAGACAGUCGGAGCAACUCUGUUUAUUGGAUCAAGUGAUGGCUCCGAGAAGUCAUACAGUCUCAUGGACUUCCUGAAGCUAGAUAUGAAGGGGAAGGUCAUUCUGUCUGUCACACUUCCAACAUUCCCGUCUGGAGACGUCUAUGUCAAGUCCUUCAAGAUUACCCCAAGGCACCAGAACGCCCACGCCUAUGUGAACGCAGGCUUCAGGAUGCAGCUGGACAGGAGCAACAACUACACUGUCAAGACAAAACCAUCCCUGGUGUAUGGCGGCAUCAACAAGACACUGGUACAUGCAAGCAAUACAGAGGCAUUUCUGCAAGGGAAACAACUAGGGGAUGCAUCGGUUCUCAAAGCUGCAAUAGCCAGUCUAUCUGCCGAGUUGAUCCCAGACGCUACAGCUGGGUUAUCCAGUACAGCCUACAGGAAGAACCUGGCCAUCUCUCUGUUCUACAAGUAUGUGCUCGGCAUGUGUGGUGAGAAGGCAGCGGCAAGAUUCCAGAGUGGAGGUACAAACUUGAUACGGCCAGUGUCUUCAGGCACUCAGACAUAUGACACCCGUAAAGACGAAUAUCCCCUGACUAAGCCAAUAGUAAAGGCUGAUGCAGACUUACAGACUUCAGGGCGGGUCCAGUAUGUUGGUGACAUUCCAGGUAUAAUGUUUCAGAAUUCAGGACGGGUCCAGUAUGUUGGUGACAUUCCAGGUGUAAUGUUUCAGACUUCAGGACGGGUCCAGUAUGUUGGUGACAUUCCUCCAGUUCCAAAUGAAGUGUGUGCAGCAUUCGUCAUCAGCAGCGUUGGCAACGCCGACAUCGACACUGUCGACACCUCUGUGGCCAUGUCCUACCCUGGAGUGAUUAAAUACAUCUCCGCAGCUGAUAUACCAGCGUCAAGGAACAAUUUCAGGGCACCACCUGGCGUUGUUGAGGAGCUGUUCUGCAGUGGGCGCGUUCUGUACAGUGGACAGCCAAUUGGUCUCAUCGUGGCAGUGGACCAACUAUCAGCUGACACAGCAGCCAGCAUGGUGAAGGUUACCUACAAGAACGUCCAGCCUCCCAUAAUUACAAUGGAAGAUGCUAUUCAGAAGAAAUCCAUAUUUCCAAAUGUUGCCCAGGAGUAUAAAGUCGGUGAUGCUGCAGCUGCAAUAGCCGGGUCUGACAAACAGAUAACUGGCAGUGUCAAGAUAAAACAUCAGUACCAUUUCCACCUGGAAAGACAGUUCUGCCUGUGCUACCCAGCAGAGGAUGGGGUGGGUGUCCAUCUCCACUGCCCAACACAGUGGUCGGAUUCUGUACAGCAGGCCGUUGCUGCAAUGCUUAACAUAAAGGAAAGCAGACCUGUCCGCCUGUCGGUGGACCUCCACACCAACAUGAAGGCAGUCGGGGGACGUUUUCCGUAUCUGGCGACUUACACAGUCGGGGUCAACAAUGAUGGAAAACUGAAUGGCAUCCAACUGACGACCAAUGCUGACUGUGGAGCAACACCCAAUGACUGUUCACUUGCGGGAUUUCCCGACUUCAUGGACAAUGCCUACUACUGUCCAGCAUGGGAUUUCAAGCCAGUAGCCCUGAAGACAAAUCUCCCAGCAAACACAUUCUGCAGAUCGCCAGGAACCCUACCUUGCAUAUUCAUCAUGGAAGCGAUGAUGGAUCACGUCGCCAAGGAAUUGAACAUGGAUCCGUUGGAGUUCAGGAAGAUAAACCUAUUCACCAAAGGCCAAAAAUCGGCCUUUGGACUGGUUCUGAAGUACUGCAACAUCAAGGAUAUUGUCGCCCAGCUUGAGACGUCAGCCGAUGUCACAGCAAGAAAGAAGCAAAUCGCUGCAUUCAAUCAGGCCAACAGAUGGAAGAAGAAGGGCAUUGAAGUGAUGCCACUGCGCUGGAACAUGGACUACGCGAAAGACAUCUUCAACGUCUACGUCACCAUCUACCACGGUGAUGGAUCCGUGGCAGUCUCUGUCGGCGGUGUAGAACUCGGGCAGGGAUUAAACAUAAAGAUGAUGCAAGUAUGCGCCUUUGAGCUUGGUAUCCCUAUCGACACGAUCAAGGUCAAACCAACGACCACCUUUACCAACUCAGAUUCGUUCAUUACUGGAGGCAGCCGCGCGUCCGAUGUUAACGCUCUGGGAGUCGUGCAGUGCUGUCAGCAACUGAAGACCCGGAUGGCCCCGGUCAAGGCCAAGAUGUCGAACCCCACCUGGCAGCAGCUGGUAGCUCAGUGCUACGCCCAAGGAGUGGACUUGUCAGCUAGAAGCUCAACAUAUCCAACAGGGGACUUCAGUAACUACAACAUUUACGGUGCCACGUGUACUGAAGUUGAGGUGGACAUCUUGACCGGGGAGAACCAGAUCAACAGAGUGGACCUACUGUAUGACUGUGGAGAGAGCAUUAACCCAGAUGUUGACAUCGGCCAAGUUGAAGGAGGAUUUGUGAUGGGAUUGGGCUACUUUUUGAACGAAGAGAUGAUAUAUGACCCCAAGACUGGUACCGCCCUGACUGAUGGAACUUGGGAAUACAAACCUCCAAUGGGCAAGGACAUUCCAAUCGACUUCCGUAUCCAGUUCUUGAAGAAUGCUCCAAACCCACGUGGAGUCCUAAGAGCAAAAGCUGUGGGCGAGCCACCCCUGUGUAUGUCUGUAUCAGCUUUGUUUGCUGUGAAACACGCCAUCGAGGCUGCCAGAAAGGAAAUCACGCAGGACACGUUUUUCCGUCUCGACGGCCCAGCAACAGUGGAGGUGAUUCAGACAGCCUGUCAGCUCGACACCUCCCAGUUGGUGUAUGGGACAUAGGUCGCCAUGACUCAUUUCGACCAUGUUGAGAAGGAGUAAUCACACCUAAGGAAUUAAGGAAAUAUGCAGUGUUAAAAUGACACUUGUCGCCAACAGUUUGUGUUUGCUAUUGGCUUUCCUUCAGUGAAUGACACUUUAUAUAUGUAGUAUGUGAUUGUCUAUGACGAUGUAUGACAUUACACGAGGUAUGACAUCCAUGAGGUAUGACAUCCAUGAGGUAUGACAGAACAAAAUAAUAAUAUAUAAAAAUUAAUGACCAAGAAUGAAGAAUCACAAA
This is a messenger RNA of Haliotis rubra (blacklip abalone), 4190 nucleotides long. Its product is annotated as indole-3-acetaldehyde oxidase-like. Lineage: Eukaryota; Metazoa; Mollusca; Gastropoda; Lepetellida; Haliotidae. Gene Ontology annotation, molecular function: oxidoreductase activity; iron ion binding; FAD binding. Bases 173 to 3913 code for a protein of 1246 amino acids. The transcript is spliced from 34 exons. The record is from RefSeq and is a predicted model, not a curated record.